Messenger RNA from Aureobasidium musti, 501 nucleotides. Lineage: Eukaryota; Fungi; Ascomycota; Dothideomycetes; Dothideales; Saccotheciaceae. The record is from the annotation of a GenBank genome assembly.
AUGUCUAAGGAAUUCACCUACUCGGACAUUUCCGAGCACAACACCAAGAAGGACAUCUACAUGGUCGUCCACGACAAGGUCUACGACUGCACAAGCUUCGUCGAUGAGCACCCGAAAAGGAGAUCUCGAUCGAUCACACCACACAGCAUCAGCACAAAGAACCCCCUCCCACAAGAAAACACCCCACUAACCCACCCCUCCCAGUNNGGCGGUGAAGAAGUAAUGCUCGACGUCGGCGGCCAAGACGCCACCGAAGCCUUCGAAGACGUCGGCCACAGUGACGAGGCCCGCGAGAUCCUCGAGGGUCUGCUUGUCGGCACCGUCAAGCGCCAACCCGGCGACCCCGCUCCCAAGUCCUCCGCCCAGCCCACCUCAGCAAAGACAUCUGGCCCUGACGCUGCUGGUCUCGGUGCUGGUCUUUACGCCAUUCUGCUUGUUGGUGGUGCUUUGGCUUACUUCGCAUACUCUUACCUCCAGGCAAAUGGCCAGCCUAAGAACUAA